Entrophospora candida is the source of this 1494-nucleotide messenger RNA. The record is from the annotation of a GenBank genome assembly. Lineage: Eukaryota; Fungi; Glomeromycota; Glomeromycetes; Entrophosporales; Entrophosporaceae.
AUGUCCCCAGUGCCCUGUACCAAAUAUAAAAAUGCUGUACAAAAUAAUAAUUAUUCCGGUGGAAUUUUAACUUACGUUUAUAGGUGGAAAAUAACAAAUUGGAGUGAUGUUAGACCUUUUAUGGAACAUACUAGCCCUCCUUUUAGUGCUGACGGUUUACAAUGGGUAUUUAAGUUUUACAAAGGCCGUCAAAAGAAUCCAUUGGCAUUAUCAUUAUAUUUGGGUAUUUUAGAAACUUCGCCUGGAUGUCUCCGUGGUGUUCGUAAGAAAGUCAGUAUUAUUUUUGUAUUAGAAAAUUUAAGAACCAGAGGAAUGGAUUUUGGAAAAAUGGAACUUCCUGUUUGGUUUUGUGAUAAACAUUCUACAUGGGGUGAAGAAAAUCUUAUGUCAUUGGAUGAAAUGGAUAGAUUUAUUAGCAAUGAUACAAUUUCAUUGUGUGUUAAAUUUGAAAUUCAAGAUUCAAUUGUUGAUUCACCACCACUGAUUUCAAAUUCAUUUGAUCAACUUGUCAAUUCACCAGAAUUUUCUGAUAUAACUUUUCAUGUACAUGACGAAUUCUCGCGAGAAAAACUUUUUUAUGCUCAUAAAAUAAUUCUUGCCAGCUCAUCACCAGUAUUUAAUGCAAUGUUGACUAAUGGAAUGAAAGAAACAUUUGAAAAUGAGAUUGAGCUUCAUCAAAUAAAUCAUUCAGCCUUUCUUACUUUAUUAAAUAUAAUUUACAAAUCAAAAUUUAAGAUUAACUCAUCAUGUGAAGCUGAACAUUUACUUGCUUUGGCUGAUAGAUUUGCUAUCGUGCCUGUUAGAGAAGAAUGUCUAAGAUAUUUUCGAUUGGAGUUGAAUUUUGAUAAUGUUUGGGGAAUUUGGGCUAUCGCUGAGAAAUAUUUGUGUGCAAAAACCUCAACUACAUGUAAAGACUAUGUUGCCUUACAUUUUGACGCACUCCUAGAAAAAGGAUCUACUUUACAUGCUGACCCCAAUAUAUUACGUCUUGCACUUGAAAAUGAUGAAGCUAAUGUUAGUUCUGAGGAGAAGAUAUAUGAAUUAGUAGUUAAAUGGGCAACAUAUUCGCCAUCAAACAAAUCAGCAAAGAUGACAAAAACAACUUUGACAUCCUUAUCACUAUCUGAUAAUGACAAUAACAAUAAUAAUGGUGGCAUUAGUAGUGGUGAAGAUAAUUCAACAAAUUUACGAGUUGAAUCUAGUAAUAGUCAAUCAAUUAAAAAUCAACCUACCACAUUAUUUAUGCCAUCAGAAUUACCAGAAAGUGAUAGACUUGCCGCAUUACCUUCAUUGCUUAAAUGUAUAAGAUUUCCAUUAAUGCAUAAACGUUAUAUUCUUGAAAAGGUUGAGGGAAAUCCUGUUAUAAUGGCAGCUGAAGGAAUGAAAGACUUGGUUAUUGAAGCAUAUCGGUUUUUAUUAAUGUCGGAUUUACUUGUCAAUCAACUUACAUAUAGAACCAAACAUCGUAGAAGAAAAACCAAAGCUGUUGAUUAA